UAAUCGAAAUCAAAACUGCAACUUUGUAUGAAAUUUUCACGUUGAAAUUACGGAACUAUAAUGGAUAUAAAAAACGAAGUGAAAACCACAGACAAAGACUUUGAGAAAAAGAAAUUUGUUGUGCGAAAUGCUGCGGAUGUUCAACGAGCGAAAUUAGAAAAGCUCAUGAAAAAUCCUGAAAAACCAGUAAUAAUUCCAGAAUCACCAAGGGAGCGCGACUUUUCGUCGACUGUUCCAGCGUUUGUCCGCAACGUUAUGGGAUCCAGCGCCGGGGCCGGAUCAGGAGAGUUUCAUGUGUAUCGACAUCUGCGACGGAAGGAAUACGCCCGUCAGAAGCACAUUCAGGAAAAAAGUCGUUGUGAAUUGCUAGACGAAGAAUUUCAGCAAAAGUUGCAACACAACCGAGAGGUAAUGGAAGAGAAAACGGCUAAAAAUCGGGCAAAACGGCUAAAGAAAAAAGCCAAGCAAAAAGCUAAUAGAGGCAAAAAACCAAAACGGGAUGAUGUUAAGCAACCAGAAAGCAGUGAUGAGGAUGAAAGUGAUAGUGAGAAGAGUGAUUCUGAGAAGAUGGAUGAAAACUUGAAAACCGACUGCGGUGAAAGUCUGCAGAGUACAACCAACGAAAAUAGUGUAGCAGAAAUCACAGACGAUGAAAACAAACAUUCAGUAACUACUAAGGAUGAUGAUGGUAAUGAAACAUCAACACAAACCCCGAAAACAACCGUUGAUCCGAGUAACGAAGAGUCACUGGAAGAUAGCGCUAGCUCAACCGUAGACCAGGAGGAGAAAAGAAAGGCGAUAAACGAAAGUUUAUCAAGUGAAUCUAACGAUAAACAAGAUGCAUAAAUUUUGUUAA
Sabethes cyaneus is the source of this 856-nucleotide messenger RNA. RefSeq names its product PRKR-interacting protein 1 homolog. Gene Ontology annotation, biological process: negative regulation of protein kinase activity. The transcript has 2 exons. Gene Ontology annotation, cellular component: nucleolus. The record is from RefSeq and is a predicted model, not a curated record. NCBI's taxonomy places the organism in Eukaryota, Metazoa, Arthropoda, Insecta, Diptera, Culicidae. Gene Ontology annotation, molecular function: protein kinase inhibitor activity; double-stranded RNA binding; protein kinase binding. Bases 61 to 846 code for a protein of 261 amino acids.